AUGUCUGACACAGGAGGUGACAAGGCAGUGAUAGAGGCAGGUCAUGGCUUUUCAAAGGCCAUCAUCUAUGCCUUUCUUGGUCUCCUCUUUCUUCUUGCCAUGGCAAUAGGCAGAAUUUCAACCGUCAGCCAGGAUCCACGAGAACCACCGCUUCUGAAGCCCACAAUUCCGGUCGUGGGCCACAUCAUCAACAUGCUCUACAAAGGGGGAGGAUAUUACCUGGAACUUUACAAAACCUCUGGAGGCAAGCUGUCGACCGCUACAUUACAAAUAUUCGGUCAAAAGGUGUAUGUCAUUGCCGCACCCUCCCUGGCGCAGGCGGCUCUGCGCAGUCGCCAACUGUCUUUCGACCCUUUUGUCGUCCAGGCGAGUGACGGUUUGGUGCGACUGAGCGCCAAAGCGAAAGCCCUCUUCGUGGAUGGAACCCUUCUUCACGCUUUCUCGACCACUGUAUCAACGGCGACUGCCCCGGAACCCAUGCGUCGCAUGACGGCGACAGCACUUGCAACACUGGCCGAAGAUCUUAACGAGCUUGCGGUUGGGGACGAUCAUCAACAGAAAGUGCCUCAUCUGUAUCAUUUUCUGAGGAAUCGCAUCGCGGUGGCCGCAACUGAUUCGCUCUAUGGAAGAAACACGAAUCCCUUUCGAGAAGAUGGGUCCUUGGUGGAUGAAAUCUGGAUUUUUGAUGACGCAUUAACCUAUUUAUUCCCCAACAUUCUUCCGGCAUUAAUAGCUCCAGCUGGCAACUCUGCAAGGGAACGGCUUCAAGGCACUCUUGUGAAGUACUUUGAACACUAUCCACACGACAGCUCGUUCCCUCCGGACACGGCGGAGUUCACCAAGCUGCGAGCCCGCAUCAUCCGUGACUCGGGUCUUGAUGACACUGAUCUCGGGCGCCUUGAGGUGGGCAUGGUUGUGGCUGCCACGACAAACAGCGCGCCCAUGUUCUUUUGGUUUCUUGUGAGCGUCAUCUCCCGGCCAGAGGUCCUAGCAAGAGUCAGGAAGGAGGUGGAGCCCCUGGUACAGAUUGAAGAGGGUGGGAAGCCUGAAAGCUCUGCAGAGAACGCUUCACCUCUAACGGGUAGUAUCGCCACCCUUCGCGCGUCUCAGCUCACCGAUCAGACAAUAUGUCCAUAUCUCAACGCGGCGCAUCACGAGACGUUGCGCCUUUUUGACUCCAACACCGCGACGCGGCACGUUCUUGAGGACACAACGCUCCCGGAUGGGACCCUUCUUCGAGCUGGGGGUAUCUGCCACAUACCAUCUGGUGUGGGGCAUCGGAUACCUGAAGUCUGGGGCGAGAGGGACCCUGAAGAGUUCGCCCCGGAGCGUUGGCUUGAACCUCAGCCCCGCCAGAUGGGAUCCAAGGGGGUCUCCUCGAGGGCUGCUUAUUGGCCAUUUGGAGGCGGAAAGCAUCUCUGCCCAGGUCGCAAUUUCGCAAUCAAUGAGAACAUCACUCUCCUCGCAGCCUUGGUGAUGGGAUUUGACUUCGAUGGUCUCAAUGACGCCACGGUCCCCAGAUGUCCUAUCGCAAAUCUUACUGGCCAGAGCGUUCCGCCUCCUCGGAAAAAAGUGGACGUCACGAUUAGGAGACGGGAAGGCUGGGAAAAGGUCAAAUGGCAGCUGAUAAACUAG
Colletotrichum higginsianum IMI 349063 is the source of this 1635-nucleotide messenger RNA. RefSeq names its product Prostacyclin synthase. Bases 1 to 1635 code for a protein of 544 amino acids. The transcript has 2 exons. Gene Ontology annotation, molecular function: monooxygenase activity; oxidoreductase activity, acting on paired donors, with incorporation or reduction of molecular oxygen; heme binding. The record is from RefSeq and is a predicted model, not a curated record. Lineage: Eukaryota; Fungi; Ascomycota; Sordariomycetes; Glomerellales; Glomerellaceae.